AAGAGAAUGCCGAGUUGAUGCGAGGAAGAUGUUUAAAGUUUUAUAAAGGAUGUCGAAAAUACACAGAGGGGCUUGUAGAGGGGUAUGCUGGUGACCUUGCUUUCGUAAAUGCCCUUGAAACUUUUGGAGGGGAGCAAAAUGAUCCUAUAUGUGUUGCUUUUGGAGGUCCAGUCAUGACAAAUUUCACUGUUGCAUUAAGAGAAAUUGCCUCAUACAAGGAAGUUCUUCGCUCACAGAUAGAGCACAUGCUAAAUGAUAGGUUGCUGCAGUUUGUCAAUAUCGAUCUGCAAGAUAUCAAGGAUGCCCGAAAACCUUUCGACAAGGCUUCACUUACAUAUGAUCAGGCACGAGAGAAGUUUCUGUCAUUAAGGAAAAGCACUAGGACUGAUAUAGCUGCAGCCAUAGAGGAGGAAUUGCAUACUGCUAAAACCUCAUUUGAGCUAGCCCGCUUCAAUCUGGUUAGUACUCUCUCCAAGUUUGAAGCCAAAAAGAGAUUUGAAUUUUUGGAGGCUGUUAGUGGGAUGAUGGAUGCUCACCUACGGUUCUUCAAACAGGGAUAUGAACUCUUACAUAAGAUGGAACCUUUCAUUAAUCAGGUCUUAGCUUACGCACAACAGUCUAGGGAAUGUUCGAACUAUGAGCAAGAAUCUCUAUGUGAAAGGAUGCAAGAACAUAUUAGGCAGAUAGAUCGAGAAAGUAAACAGUUAAGCAAUGCUGGUCUUCCUGUAGCCGAUGGAAUGCAACCUUUUACAAGGGGAUCCCAAAAAGUUAUUGAGGCAGUUAUGGAAUCUGCUGCGAAGGGAAAGGUUCAAACCAUACGACAAGGUUAUCUUUCAAAACGUUCUUCAAACCUAAGAGGUGAUUGGAAGAGAAGGUUUUUUGUUCUCGAUAGUAGAGGGAUGCUGUACUACUAUCGUAAACCAUUUGCCUGGUCUUCUGCAGCUGGAAGUCCGUCUACUAUUCAAAGGAGUAGUUCUGAAAAUGGUCCUGGGCUGCUGAGCCGAUGGCUUUCUUCUCAUAACCAUAGUGCUGUACCUGAUGAAAAAUCUGUUACCCGCCAUACAGUAAACUUGUUGACAUCAACAAUCAAGUUUGACGCAGAUCAAACAGAUUUAAUGUUUUGUUUCAGAAUUAUCUCACCAACAAAAAUAUAUACAUUGCAGGCAGAAAAUGCACUAGACCAAAGGGAUUGGAUUGAAAAAAUAACUGGAGUGAUUACUUCCUUACUGAGUUCCCAAACACCUGAGAAGUGUCUUUCUGCUUUCCGCGCGGGAAGUGGUGAUUACUUUACUAGUGAUAACAGUUCACUAGUAGGGUACCCUGAUGGUUAUCCGAUGUCAAUUGGACAGUAUAAAUGUAAGAAUCUCUCACCUGGAAGUCUUUUAGACAUACCUAGAAGUUCGCAGCAUCAAGAAUAUUGCGGAAAGAGUGAAAAGCCAAUUGAUAUCUUAAGAAAAGUAGCCGGGAAUCAUAAAUGUGCUGAUUGUGGUGCACCUGAGCCAGACUGGGCAUCUUUAAACCUUGGUCUACUUAUAUGCAUUGAAUGUUCCGGAGUUCACCGCAAUCUUGGUGUACAUAUAUCAAAGGUAAGAUCACUGACACUUGAUGUUAAAGUGUGGGAACCGUCUGUGUUGGAUUUGUUUCAAUCACUGGGAAAUAUCUAUGUGAACUCAAUCUGGGAGGAGUUGUUGCACUCGGGACCUACAAGAACUGUUAUACCUGCGGGUUCUUCCAACUCUGAAGGACAUAAGCAACUUGUGAAAAUGAAACCUACUCACGAUGACCCCAUUUCAGUGAAGGAGUUGUUCAUUCAUGCAAAGUAUGCAGAGAAAGCUUUUGUUCCUAAGAUAACAGACAAACAGCGUCUCCACUCUGUAGCAGAAGAGGUGUGGGAAAGUGUUCGUUCUAAUGACCCAAGGGCUGUAUACCGCUACAUUGUUUGCUAUGGGGCUGAUGUGAAUACUAUUUAUGGUCAUGCAUCGUAUUUUGACUCUCUGGACCCCUCAUCAAGAUCUUUGAACUCGUUAAAUAAAAGCGAAGAUCAGAUCGAGAAGGAGCAUUCCGACAGUUGUUCACUACUGCAUCUUGCCUGCUUAACCACCGAUAUCUGCAUGGUGGAGCUGCUGCUUCAGUAUGGAGCAAAUAUAAAUGCGUCCGAUUCAAGAGGUCGGAUGCCACUCCAUAUUUGUGUCAUUGGCAGGAAUUUUGCAAUAGCAAAAUUGCUUCUUACAAGGGGAGCAGAUCCACAUGCUGUAGACGGAGAAGGUCACACUCCUCUUCAGCUUGCAUUAGCAUCAGGUGUCGAUGAUCAUGAGGUUUUGCCAUUCUUAACAGAAUGAUAGUAUAGUAUAUCACAACCCCAGAAGGGAACGUCAAAGACCCUGAAUGGAAGAAAUCAACCAUACAUUAGGGCUUUUAGCAUACAAAGUUGAAAGUUUGGCUUACCCCAUGUGAAACCGCAUCAUAAUUCAUAGCUUUCUUCAAGUAUACGACUAUAUGCAAUUCCCACCACCAUCUUGGUAGUUCCUUUGGAUACUCUGUUUUAAUAGCUUAUAUUUUUAGGUUCUAUUUAUUUCUUAUAUAUAUAUAUAUAAAUUUUAUUUGAGGAUUGGAUAGCUCAUGCAUUUAAAUGUAUUAUAAGUUUUAUAAGA
This is a messenger RNA of Gossypium raimondii (Peruvian cotton), 2651 nucleotides long. Its product is annotated as ADP-ribosylation factor GTPase-activating protein AGD1. Gene Ontology annotation, molecular function: GTPase activator activity; protein binding. Gene Ontology annotation, cellular component: cytoplasm. The coding region runs from base 18 to 2339 and encodes 773 amino acids. The transcript has 19 exons. Lineage: Eukaryota; Viridiplantae; Streptophyta; Magnoliopsida; Malvales; Malvaceae. The record is from RefSeq and is a predicted model, not a curated record.